AUGACCCAGGGUCUAGAGCCAUGGAUUCGGCCCCUGAUCCCGCCGACAAUCCGUAACAGACAUGACACUCGGCCGGGGGACCCCGUAGAUCGCAGGAGUCAUCACUCCUCGUUCCAAGUCCUUGACAACAUCCCUGCAGCCGUAUUAGCACCGAGCUCGGAUGCAUUAUCCCCACCACCAGACAAGCCGUCUUUUGCCAAAAACCCCUCCUUUCACCGACGAGCCAAUACCGAGAUCAUUCGUCGCCAGACGCCCCCUCUGCCCGCUCGACAGUUGUUUGCGGAUCAGCCUAAAACUUACGAGGACCUCGAUAAACCCUCGACCGAGACCGGCCCCCGCAGGAAAUUCGAGGAGGGCGCCAAACUGAUAUCAGGUUGGUUCCAAGGAAAGUCGCAACCGGUCAACUUGGGAGUUGUGCACCCUCCUACGGACCAAGAGUCUUCGGAAACAACAACCAAUAUGGACUACCGGACCUCGCGCGAUUACUACACCUCCCCCAACACUCCUACUCUCCCGACGAGUCGGGCACAGAAGCGCAUGACUGCUCCGUCGCCGCUCAAGCAGGUGACGUCCUCCAGCCCGUUCUCCUUUUUCGGGUUGAAGCGCCAGGGGGAGAGCAAAGCGGAGCUGCCCGAGCCCGCCGAGGAUGAAUUCCUGAACAUGGAUAUCACGGCCGCUCUGUUCCCGCCUACGUCCAGCGGCCUCGACGAGCGGGAGGCAUUCGAUGCGCUGCGAAUCAAUGCAGACAGCGUUCUCAGACGGCUGCAGGCGGCCUACAAACAGCGGACGUUCGCGCUGCAUGAAGCGCUGGCCGAUAAGAACGAAAAGCAGGAGGAGUUGGAGGAGACCCGAACGCGCGUCGGCCACCUCAAGGUUCAACUGGAUGGCAUGGCCGAAAAGGUGCUGCAGCAAGAGAAAGCCGUCAAAGCGAUGGCCGAGGAGCUGGAGCAGGAAAGACAGUUGCGACGCCGAGAGGACGAGGCGCGUCGGCGCAGCGUGAUGCUCGUCCGAUCCAGCGAUGACGAGAGCUCCGACCUGGGUGCCGACCUUCAGACGCCGAAGCGCAGCUUGAAACGCAACAGCAAUGCCACCUUUACCAGCGACUCGGGAUUUGACUCCGGCGACGAGAGCCUUGCCGAGAGCGUGUUUUCGCGUCGCGAGGGUGUUGAAUCUCCGGCCUCGACCGUCGCCCCUUCUCCUAACCUUUCCCAAGUCACGCUCUCGACUCCGACGACGACUUCCGCUCCGAGUCAAAAAGAAAAAGAAGCCAAACUGACUCCCGUCUCCACCCCCGCCUCUACGCCGCGACCGUCGGCGUAUGAUCGCGUGCUCAAAGGCUUGGCUUCCACGGGUAUCAGCUCGUGGACGGGCAAUUCGUCCAAAUGCCAGAUUUGUCAUGGCGUUCCUGCAUCGGAAGCUUGGAGCGUCAUGGGCAUCCUGAAAGAAGAAAACAAGGGACUCAAGGACCGGCUAGGAGAGCUUGAGAUGGUCAUUGAUGACUGUCUCUGCCUGGUCGGACCGUAACCUGGAGUCCCGAAUGCAAUAUUUCCGUCAAUGGCCAGAAAAUAUUCCGACUGUGUCUACAUGAUGUAGAGACAGCGAUCAAUUUCCUUUGUUUUUACGAUGAGGACAUAUUUUGUUUGAUAUUGUUUUGAUGAAUGGAAGCUCUGUAUUGUGAUACCUCCGUGCUAGUUGGAUAGUCUAUAGAAAUAUCACGCACGCAAUUGUAUAGUC
Aspergillus steynii IBT 23096 is the source of this 1734-nucleotide messenger RNA. RefSeq lists its product as uncharacterized. Lineage: Eukaryota; Fungi; Ascomycota; Eurotiomycetes; Eurotiales; Aspergillaceae. The record is from RefSeq and is a predicted model, not a curated record. Bases 1 to 1524 code for a protein of 507 amino acids. The transcript has 2 exons.